Messenger RNA from Lachancea dasiensis, 621 nucleotides. The record is from the annotation of a GenBank genome assembly. NCBI's taxonomy places the organism in Eukaryota, Fungi, Ascomycota, Saccharomycetes, Saccharomycetales, Saccharomycetaceae.
AUGGAUCUGAACGAGUAUGCAUCCAAGCUCAAAAAUCUCAAACGAAAACGAAUGAAUUUGGUGGUGAAAAACAGUAAAGAAACGAAGAGGGAGAGAACACUACAUCAAUUGAACCAAAAGCCAGCAGUCUAUAGCAUGAACGCCCAGUCUGAUGAGGAAAGCGACCAAGCAAGCAAGGGCAACGACAAUGUUGAAAAAAAUAAGUUAUUUGGAUACAGCAUUCGCGAAUACGAGCAGUGGAAGAAGCGCGAAGAUAGGUCAAAGUUGGACAGUGCUAAGUAUGGAGAUCUAGCAAAAUCCACAUAUGAUAAAGAAGUUCAGCGGCUGUCAGCAAGACGUGAUAACCUAGAAAAGACAAAACUUGAAGAAGAGGGUAGUCGUACGGUUAAUAAUCAAGGCAAAAUAGUUAUAGAAGACAAUCCGGACUUGAUCGACAAGCUAGCUGAAUCGGUGCGACAGACCGCGAAAGAGCGCUAUGCAAAAAUACAGAGAAAAUUGCAGCAUAGAGAUGUCACGGCUGUGCCGUCAACCGGGUUUGUAAAUGAGAAAAACAAACAAUUUAAUGCCAAAUUAGACCGCCAAGCAAAGAAAAUGGAGCAUUCAGAUAGUGGCAACGACUGA